Rana temporaria (common frog) is the source of this 1298-nucleotide messenger RNA. RefSeq names its product F-box only protein 27-like. Gene Ontology annotation, molecular function: ubiquitin protein ligase activity; protein binding. The record is from RefSeq and is a predicted model, not a curated record. Lineage: Eukaryota; Metazoa; Chordata; Amphibia; Anura; Ranidae. The transcript is spliced from 7 exons. The coding region runs from base 92 to 1006 and encodes 304 amino acids. Gene Ontology annotation, biological process: SCF-dependent proteasomal ubiquitin-dependent protein catabolic process; glycoprotein catabolic process. Gene Ontology annotation, cellular component: SCF ubiquitin ligase complex; cytoplasm.
AGUUAGCAUAGAACAGCUGAUGUUUAUACAAGGUGGGUCGAGAUCCGAGCUGAAUCCUGGGAUCACGGAGUACCUGAUUUGAACCUUUGGCAUGGGCCAACAAAGCUCCCAUCAGGAAGAGCCACUUCCAAAAUAUACCUCCUUAAGUGACAAUGUAUAUAUUACAGUUUUAGAUCAACUUCCAGAUGAGGUGCUACUUUUGAUCCUCAGCUAUGUACCAGCAAGGGACUUGGACUACUGUAGGUGUGUGAGCCGUCGUUGGAAGUGCCUUGUUGACUCUCCCACAAUUUGGAGAAUAAAAUGCCAGCGGCUGAACAGAGGGGAUGUGCUUCACGUGGCUGAUAUGUGUCAAAACACUCCCUGGAAGAGACUUUAUAUGGCGAAACCCUUCUCCAGGAACUUGGUGCUCAAUCCUUGUGGUUCAGGUGGGCCUUAUGUCAACUGUGCUGUCAUGGGACGUAAUGGAAGAAUAUUUUGUGGAAAAGACAUAAGCACUACUAAACUAUUGCAGUAUUGGGACAUCAAAAAUGGAGGAGAUGGCUGGGCAGUAGAAAGAAGCCGCACUGAGUUAGAAGAUGCAGAGAGCCAGACUUGCUUUGUCACCUCCUUUGGGUGGUGUGAGAAACAACAGAUAAUAGAUUUGGUUAAAGAAGGGUUAUGGGAACACUUUCUGGAUGUUCACCAACCACCCAUCUGCAUCUCAGAUUGGUAUGGUGGACGAAAUGACUGUGGCUGUUUGUAUAGUCUGAAGGUCCAACUGCUGGCUGUUGAUAAGAUAGCUGUGAUCCAAGAGUUCGCCAUAAGACCAGAUCCUAUUCCACAGUGGAAUGAUGAAAAAUACACUCAGGUUUCUCAUGAGUUUCGUAGGUAUGGACCGGGGGUACGCUAUGUGAAGUUUAUGCACAAAGGAAAGGAUUCGCAGUACUGGAAGGGACGGUACGGCGCCCGAAUCACCAACUCAUCAGUAACAAUAAAGUAUGAUAACAUUGAACCGUGCUGCUCAUAAACAUGCCACUCUUACUGGCUUCAGACUGACAUUACCCGUGGUCCUCCAUCUACUAGGACACUGAACAGUGAUGGUGUGUAAAGUACAUGCAAAGGGAACAACCUGGCUUUAUCCUAAUAAGUCUCUUCAGUGAAUGAUGAUAUCCGAUAGGCCGUUGUGGGUUUCUGCACUUUUUUUAUACUUGGUAACCCCCGAGAUCGCUUAAAAUUUAUAUAGCUAUUUUUACUUGGGGGUGUGUCCUUUUUCUAUUAUUAACCACUUGACCACUGGGCACUUAAACCCCCUUAAUAAC